AUGGCACCUCAUCAGUACUCUCUUCUCUCCAUUUUCCUUCUCUACAGUACCUUCUCUCUCACCUCGGCUCUCAACGCCAACGGGGGCGGCUUCAGCGUGGAUCUCAUCCACCGCGAUUCCCCAGACUCUCCCUUCUACAACCCUUCAGAAACUCCUUCGCAGCGCAUAGCAGAGGCUUUGCGCCGCUCCAUUAGCCGCGCCAAUCAUUUCAAGCCGACUUCUUCUGCACUCUCUCCCAACGAACCCCGAUCUGAAGUACUCGCAAAUAAAGGCGAAUACCUCAUGAAAUACUCGGUCGGCAGGCCGCCGUUCCCGGUCCUAGGCAUUGCCGACACCGGCAGUGAUCUAAUCUGGUUGCAGUGCAAGCCUUGCUCCUACUGUUACGAGCAAAAAGACCCGAUUUUUGAUCCUCGCGAGUCAAAAACGUACAGAGACGUUGCCUGUACUUCGACGCAAUGCCAGUCCAUAGACGGAACCUCAUGCUCAUCGUCAUCUUGCAAAUAUUCAGUGUCUUAUGGAGAUAAAUCGUACUCAAAUGGAGACCUUGCUUUCGACACUCUCACGCUGGAAUCCACCACAAGCCGGCCUGUGUCUCUUCGUAAUAUUGUCGUAGGCUGUGGACGCGAUAAUAACGGAACCUUUGAUAAGAAAAGUUCUGGCAUAGUUGGCCUUGGAGGCGGCGCCGCUUCCCUUGUUUCCCAACUGGGUUCUUCUAUUCGAGGAAAGUUUUCAUAUUGCUUGGUGCCUAUUUUUUCCGAAGGAAAAAACUCAAGCAAAUUGAGAUUUGGUAGUGAUGCCGUGGUUUCUGGUUCUGGAGCCGUGUCUACUCCGUUAAUCCCAAAAAGGCCGGAAACUUUCUACUUCCUAACACUCGAGGCGAUGAGUGUUGGCAACAAAAGAUUGGAGUUGAGGGAUUCUUCCUCUUUUGGAGACGGCCCAUUCCCAGAGGGAAACAUUAUCAUCGAUUCGGGCACGACAUUGACUCUAUUGCCAGCAGACUUCUACUCCAAGUUUGAAUCAGCAGUGGCGGAAAGAAUUGAUUUAGAACCCGUGGUCGAUGGGGAUCAAUUUCUAAGACUUUGCUACAAGUCUGCAUCCGACGAUAUAGGCGUUCCGAUUAUCACAGCGCAUUUCGCCGGCCGGGCAGACGUGAAGCUGAAUCCGGCGAACACGUUCGUCAGAGUAACGGAAGAAGUAAUGUGCUUGGCUUUCAUUCCCAGUGAAAGCCUGUUCAUCUUUGGUAACUUGGUGCAGAUGAACUUCUUGGUUGGUUAUGACACCGUGGCGAAGACUGUGUCCUUUAAGCCAACGGAUUGCACACAGCUGUAA
Alnus glutinosa is the source of this 1329-nucleotide messenger RNA. RefSeq names its product aspartic proteinase CDR1-like. The transcript has 2 exons. Gene Ontology annotation, cellular component: extracellular region. Gene Ontology annotation, molecular function: aspartic-type endopeptidase activity. Bases 1 to 1329 code for a protein of 442 amino acids. Gene Ontology annotation, biological process: proteolysis. Lineage: Eukaryota; Viridiplantae; Streptophyta; Magnoliopsida; Fagales; Betulaceae. The record is from RefSeq and is a predicted model, not a curated record.